UUCCCUCUUUGACAAGGCUUACAGUUUCCGUUCCACAUGAGGAACAAUCUCUAAUUUUCGGCGGCGGAACUUGGCCUAUUUCCAUUAACAACGAAAGGAAACUUGUGGUGGUGGCUAACGCUAACGUGAGCAUUUUCCCUGCGAUCCCUUUAUCCACCCACAAAGCCCUCCCUCCCUCGCUUUUCUUUUCACUAUAACUCUAUAAUCUCUCUCUCCCAUAACUUGUAAUUUGUGUUGGUGUAAUCUAUAUUGGGUGAGAUUGGUUUGAAAGGGCGAGCGAUUGAUCGGAGAAAAUAGUUGGAGGGAGCGCGGAUGUGCACCCCAGAGGUGCGCCAUGGCGUUCUCUGCCGCUCUUCGCCCCAGUCUUCCCACCGCCUUUUGUCACCUUCGCUCCAAGUUAUGUUCCUUGAGACUCAACAAGAAGCAGGAGAAACUAACUUUUAUGAAAACGUCAAAAAGACGUGGCUGCUCCUUGAGGGUCAUCAGUUCAGUCUUAAAUAACAGGAAGUUGAGCAUUAAUGAUAAUGGGGCGAGUGAACCUGCAAAGGUUCUUCUUCAGAGAUUGUUUGCACAGACACAGAAAUUGGAAGAACAGAUGAGCGGAGAUUCUCAUCUCUCUGAAGAUUUUCAGCUGGUGCUUAACCUUGAGAUCCUGGAGUCUGAUCUUCAGGCUGCAUUGGCAGCCUUGAAGAAAAAGGAAGAAGAUCUACAGGAUGCUGAAAGGAUAGUCUUGUUGGAGCAUAGUGACUUAAACCGUGCAAAGGAGGAGUUGAAGCGACGUGAAGAAGAAAUUGGUGCUGCUAGCUGUAAGCAUGAACAAUUAGUAGAAGAGCUGAAGCAAGCUAAUCUUAGUUUAGCUUCUCAAGUCAGACAGAUAGAAGAUCUAAAGCUUCAACUCAAGGAGAGAGACGAGGAGAAUGCAGCUACCCUAUCUGCACUGUCUUUAAAAGAAGAUGAAAUGAAUAAAAUGAGAAAUGAACUGGUGAAGAAGAGUGAAGAAGCUGCCAAGACUGAUUCUGACCUUAAAUCUAAAGCUCAGCUCUUAAAUGAGGCCAAUGAAAUCAUGCGAAAACAAGACGAUGAGCUUCGAGGACUCCGGAAAGCUUUCCAGGAGAAAGAAGAAGAACUUGAAGUUUCUAUGACCCUGAGGAAACUUGAAGAGGAGAAGUUGAACGUCGCAGAGGCCAAUUUAGAGAAGCGGACAAUGGAAUGGUUAUUAGCACAGGAAGAACUGAAGAAGCUGGCGGAAGAAGCAUCCCAACAUGCAAGGGAAACAAAUGAAACUCUUGAGGAUUUCAUAAGAGUAAAAAAGCUUCUUGCUGACGUGAGGUCUGAGUUGGUUUCUUCUCAGAAAUCUCUGGUAUCCUCUCGACAGAAAAUGGAAGAACAGGAGGUGCAGGUGGAAAAGCAACUAACAGAACUUGAAGAACUGAAGAAAAGUGUUAUGUCUUACAUGGCGAGUUUGAAGGAUGCCCAAAUAGAAGUAGAGACUGAGAGAGUGAAGCUUAGGGUUGCAGAGGCUCGAAAUAAGGAGCUUGAACGGGACUUAUCCAUGGAGAAAGAGCUAAUGGAGGAGUUGCAGGAGGAGUUGAAGAAAGAGAAAUCUUCUCUGCAGCAGGCAGUCCAGGAGAUGUCGUUUCUUCAGAAAGAGCUUGAGCAAAAAAACAAAGAAUUUGAAGAGAUGCAUAAUAUUCUUCAGGUUAAAGAGUCAGAGUCAGUGGACGCUAAGCUAGAAAUCCAGCAUUUGAAAUCUGAGCAGGCUGCACUCCAGCUUAUCUUGGAGGAGAAAGACUUGGAACUCUUAAAUGCGAGGACAAAGUUGGAGGAGCUAAACGAGGAAAUCGGAGAGUUAAAGAUGCUUAUGAACAGUAGAGAGGAUCAGCUUAUCCAGGCCACAACUUUGCUCAAGGAGAAAGACGAACAUGUUCAGAUGAUGCAAGAUGAGUUAAAUGAUGCAAAGCUGAAAUCCUCUGAAGCUGAAACUGUGGCUGAACGGAUUGUAGAGCUCACAAAUAAACUGGUCGUCUCCAUCAAGGUUGAAAACUCUAACGCAAUGGGAGCAUUUGAUGACAUGGGCCACACUUCACUCGAGCUACUAUUGGAGAAACCUAAGGAUGAGUUUAGCAUGCAGAAAAGACAACUUGAGACUGAGCUCAAGUUGACCAUAGAAAGCUUAAGAAUGAAAGAAAUGGAAUUACUAGCUGUAGAGAGGGCUCUAACAGUCAAAGACGAGGAGCUCAGAACUGUUCAUGGGAGAUUAGAUGGGAAGGAGAAAGAACUAAAAAAGAUGAAGGAAGAAAUGAAAGAAGAAGCUAAUGAUCUAAGGAAGCUUUACGCUUUGGCACAAGAGAGGAUAGGUGAUAGAAGCAUUGGGGACUUGGCAAUUGAGAAGCUUCAACUUGAGGCAGCUCAACUGGAAGUUGAAGCUGCAACUAGUGCCCUCCACAAACUCGCCGGCAUGAGUCGAGAACUUUUAAAUAAAGCUAGCCUCCUUAGCCUUGAUGCUGAUAGUGAUGGAAGUGUCUUCCCUCAAAAUGGCUCUGAUACUAUAAUAGGUGUGGCUGAUCAUAGUGAAUGUUCAGCGGAGCUUGUUAAAUCGGAAGUUGCACGGCUUUCUGCUUUGACGGAGCAGCUUGUGCGAGGGGCUGGUAUUGUUGUUUGUGCGGAUUAGUAAACUAUGAAGCUUGUGGCCAGAUAGUGUAAAUGGAUAUCUUACAGCUUUGACUUCUGUGUGAGCUAAAAGUCAUUAUCGAUCCGCUCCACUGUUUUAACCUUCUUGACAUCCAAUUUCCACAUGUGAAGAAGGCUUUGUUUCUUUGUUGUAUGCUAACUAAAAUUUUGUUCUUUUAGAUCUUUUGAUAAUGAAUCCGGGGUUGAAGCCAUUAUCAUGUGAAUGAUACCUCUUUUGAGCUCCCAGCA
Messenger RNA from Corylus avellana, 2919 nucleotides. RefSeq names its product Myosin heavy chain-related protein. Gene Ontology annotation, biological process: reciprocal meiotic recombination. NCBI's taxonomy places the organism in Eukaryota, Viridiplantae, Streptophyta, Magnoliopsida, Fagales, Betulaceae. The record is from RefSeq and is a predicted model, not a curated record.